Molecule: messenger RNA, 937 nt
Organism: Paramecium octaurelia
Lineage: Eukaryota; Ciliophora; Oligohymenophorea; Peniculida; Parameciidae
Source: the annotation of a GenBank genome assembly
AUGAAACCUAUUGUAUUUAGGAUUGACCCAAAUGUCCUUUCUCAAUUCGUUAAACCCUCGGGACAGAAGAAGGAGGCUGCAUCCUAAGUGAAUCAAGUCUAAGAUUGCUUGAAAGUAAGAUUAAGUUACUUAUAUAGCAAUUGAACAUAGACGAUGAUGAAGAAGUUGAGUAAUUCACGAAUCAGCAACCUUCUUAGCCAGUCAUAAAAAACAGAUCAAGAACACUCUAUUCGAAUGGAUCGACUCUGCCUGAGACUCUAUCGAAGAACUCCAAUCAAUAGAUUCAGGAGGUGAAUCUCUCAAUCAGUGGAUCUUCCUUGGGUUGGGACGAAGUAUUUAGUUCCACAAUGCCAACCUCCUUCUAGAUGUUUCAAUUCAAAAACAAAAGACGCUAUGAACCUUAACAGCAAACAACCCAAUUCCAAAUUCAAUUACAGAAUGUAAAAUAUAUUUAUAAAUAUUCUAAGAUACCGAAAGACAAUAGAACGACCUUGAUGAUAAAGAAUAUCCCAAACAAAUACUCCUAGCCUCUUCUUCUUGAGGAGAUAGACUGCAAUAAUAGGGAUACUUACAAUUUCUUUUAUUUACCAAUUGACUUUACAGUAUAAUAUUAAUGUUAUGAUCAUAGAACAAAUGUAAUGUGGGUUACGCCUUCAUCAACUUUUAUGAUCCCUUGGACAUCCCAAAGUUUUAUCUGGAAUUCCACAAUAGGAAGUGGAGCAAAUUUAAUUCAGAAAAAGUAAGUUUUAAACCUCAAUAACCCUUAGAUUUGCUAGAUCACCUACGCCAGAAUCCAAGGAGUAGAAGAGUUGUAGGGACACUUUCAAUAUUCAACCAUAAUGCAUGAAAAAGUACUUCAAUUAAUAUCAAUUAAUAGGACAGAAGAUUAAAACCCAUUUUCAAAUAAAGUUCAGAGUAGAAACUAAAAAGAAAAUGA